AUCCUCUUACAUUCUCUCCCUGCAGGGGAGGGGUUGUAAAGCUCUCACUCAUUGCGUUGCACACUUUCCUCCCCUGUGUGUGUAUGCAUGUGGGAGUGUGUGUGUGUGUGUGUGUGUGUAUGCGUGCCGGCCGCGUGGAGCGAGCAGAGAAGCAGCGUCCAGCCGGAGGGAACCCAUGCGGUCCUUGCCAUGACUCGACCCGGCAAGCAGAGCCUUAACGCGCUUUGGAUUUUGCUGUGUGUGGCCCAGCUGAGCGCAGGUCUCAAAUGCGUGUGCCAGCUGUGCGACAAUCACGCCUGCGAGACGUCCGUCGACGGCGCCUGCUGGAACUCGGUGAUGCUGAUCGACGGACGAGAGGAGACGCUCAAGUCCUGCCUGUCGCCGUCCGAGAUGAGAGGUCCGCUGUACUGCUACAGCUCCCCCAACAUCGCCAAGAGGAACUGCUGCUUCACCGACUUCUGCAACAACGAAACGCUGCACUUACAACCCGAGAGGCCUUUGGAAGAUGGCGACAGCAGCAGUGGCAGCAGGUUGCAGUUGGCCGUGGUGAUCGUGGUGCCCUCGUGCCUGCUAUGCGUUGGCGUCAUGCUGGGGGCGUUUGUGGUGCAGCGUCAGCGUUGCGCCUACAGCCAGGCGCACAAACACGACCCGGAGGAGGCCCUGGACGACCACAUGCUCAUGUCGCCUGACAAAUGUCUCAAAGAUCUCAUCUACGACAUGAGCACCUCCGGCUCGGGAUCAGGGCUUCCAUUGCUGGUCCAGCGAACCAUAGCCCGGACCAUCGUUCUCCAGGAGAGCAUCGGAAAGGGUCGCUUCGGCGAGGUUUGGCGAGGAAAGUGGCGGGGAGAGGACGUGGCCGUGAAGAUCUUCUCCACCAGGGACGAGAGGUCCUGGUUCCGUGAAACGGAGAUUUAUCAGACCAUCAUGCUAAGACAUGACAAUAUCCUGGGCUUCAUUGCGGCUGACAACAAAGAUAACGGCUCGUGGACUCAACUGUGGUUGGUGUCCGAGUACCACGAGCACGGCUCGCUGUUCGAUUACCUGAACAGGUACACAGUGUCGGUGGAGAGCAUGGUCGCCAUCGCUCUCUCUGUCGCCAGCGGCCUGGCUCAUCUCCACAUGGAGAUCAUUGGCACACAAGGGAAGCCAGCCAUCGCUCAUAGGGAUCUGAAGUCUAAAAAUGUCUUGGUGAAGAAAAACGGCACCGCGGUCAUCGCAGAUUUGGGCUUGGCCGUGAAACACGACUCUGGCACCAACAGCAUAGACAUCCCGACCAACCACAGAGUGGGAACCAAGAGGUACAUGUCCCCUGAAAUCCUGGACGAGACCAUCAACGUGAGCAACUUUGAGUCAUUCAAGCGGGCGGAUAUCUACUCGUUGGGUCUAGUGUUCUGGGAACUGGCUCGAAGAUGUUCAGUGAGAGGACUUCACGAAGAUUUCCAGCUGCCUUAUUAUGACCUGGUGCCUUCAGAUCCCUCUGUGGAGGACAUGAGGAAGGUGGUGUGCGAGCAGAAACUGCGACCAAACAUUCCAAACCAGUGGCAGAGCUGUGAGGCUCUGCGUGUGAUGGGCAAACUGAUGAGAGAGUGCUGGUACGCCAACCCUGCCGCCCGCCUCACCGCCCUGCGGGUCAAGAAGACCACGGCUCCACUGUCUGCUGUCAGGGAGGUCAAAGAGUAGAGACAUUUCUCACCACAAAGCCGGCUCAGCGAUGGUGCUGCUGGACUGGGACCACACUGGGAUUUUACCCACAUGGUAUUCAAAAUACAAUCAGUCGAUUGAGUUUGUUGUCGGUGCCAAAAAAUCGUGAGGUGCCUGUGGCAGCUUAGCACCAAUGUUGCGGUCUAUAGAACCAAACAGAUCAUAUAAAAACAUGACUAAUGUAUAAACCUUGCUACCUCGCAUAUUGAAGUGCCCUAAAAUUGCUCCUAGUCACCUUGUUGUGCCAUGUCUUGUAGCGAACACAGUGUUUUAAAAGAUAAGUAGUGUGCUAUUUGUGAAAGUUACUGUAAGACAACCAUACUUACUUUUAAAUGCCACUUGCAUAGGACAUGUUUGACAAUUUGCAUGACAAUGUCUGUUAAGUCAAAUGUCCAAAUGCUCUGUGAAAAGAGGCGCUCUGCAUUUCACACUUCAAGUCAACAGGGGGCAGCAGUGAUUCAGCAACUAUUCUUUUACCGCAGUAACUUCCUAAGAAGGAGAUGAAAGGCAAAGUUCAUUUAUAGUGGAACCGCUUAUAGUCUUAAUACAAUCCUUUUCACGACUCGGAUCAUCCAUCCAUCCAUCCAUUUUCUGAGCCGCUUCUCCUCACUAGGGUCGCGGGCGUGCUGGAGCCUAUCCCAGCUGUCAUUGGGCAGGAGGCGGGGUACACCCUGAACUGGUUGCCAGCCAAUCGCAGGGCACAUAGAAACAAACAACCAUUCGCACUCACAGUCAUGCCUACGGGCAAUUUAGAGUCUCCAAUUAAUGCAUGUUUUUUGGGAUGUGGGAGGAAACCGGAGUGCCCGGAGAAAACCCACGCAGGCACGGGGAGAACAUGCAAACUCCACACAGGUGGGGCCGGGGAUUGAACCCGGGUCCUCAGAACUGUGAGGCUGACGCUCUAACCAGUCGCCCACCGUGCCGCCAACUCGGAUCAAAAUCUAUUUUAUUUAAAAUUUUGGAGCAUUUUUUUCCCACCAGAAAUCAUUAACUCAUUCACUGCCAGCCUUCCCAGUUAACAUGGAUAUUUGACUUCUAAAGCCGUCAAUGGCAGUGAAUGUGUUAAAAGAGGCGCUAGCCACUAGCUAGCUCACGAGCUAGCUCACAAGGUAACAGGCUUCCGGGGCUCCUCUCAGCCGGCGGAUGGGCGUUGGCCAGGGGAUAGCAUUAGCUAGCUCGCUGUAGUGGUACAAAUGGCCCAAGUAGUAUCUCACAAUUCUUCCUAUUCUUGUGUAGUUUAUUUGGUGGUUGGCAAACCAGUAUCUUGCAGUUGCGCCGGAUGACCACUGAGGCAAAAACCUCAUGAGACGUUUGGGGACCCCUGGAAGUCUCGGGGCCCCAGGCAAUUGCCUGUGUUUACCUCAUGGUAAAUCCGCCCCUUUGCUUUGAAUGCAAGUCCGCUUAACUUCAUGAAAUUGCUGGCGUAUAAGUUGAGGGUGGUCCUUCUUCUGAAUACUUGUUGUAAAAAAAGACAAAAGAAAAAGCAAAAAAUAAAUAAAAAGUGCGAAAUGAAUCCUUAUACUUGUUGUAGACACACAUAAUCUUCCCCCAAAUUUUGUUCCAAUUUUGAAUUGUAUGACCUUGUUGGUGUUUGACUUUAGAGGUUCCACUGCAAAUUGAUUCCAGCUCUCCACUUUAAUCUCAUCAAAAAGAAAAAAGAAAAAUGUAUGAUGUGUGUAGCCCUCUGGUCAUGCUAGCUCAAUAUUGCCUCCUGAGUAUGUUGGAAUUACAAGACAAGUUGGCCUUGUCAGUGAAGAAGGAGAAGAAAAAAAAAAAAGGUAAACAUCUUCAUAUUUUUCAUUUGUUGUGUUUCUUAAGACUUGACAGUCACAUGCUAUAAGAAUGUUAAAAAAGAUUUUGCACAGUUAAAAGCAUUCCGUUGCGGAAAAGAGCUGAAUGUUAGUUUGUGGACAGACCAAAGGUCAUCCAUGAAUGUGAAAUGUAUGUAUUUAUUCACUAUGUGUUUUUAUUUUUAACUUUCAAAAACCAAAGUUGCCUGAAAACCAGACAAAUGUUAGCUGGAAUAGGGAAAACAUCAUAGGAAGCUGCUUAAGAACAACAAGUACUUAAUAGUACUUAAAUAUGAUGAUCUAAUACCUAAUUAGGUCAUCUAAUCUAAUACCUGAUGCAGAAGGGAAAGUGCACCCUGGUGCUUGUGUAUGUGGACUUCAAUGUUGAACUUGUUUGUGAAAAUGUUAUUCUGCAGAGAACUUUUCCAUGUUUGUAGUCCCAAUCACUUUUAAACGACAUCUGGCUCCACAUCCAUCCACAUGCACUUGUAUCACUUGUGAAGGAACAUACUGUUUCCAAACCUGUGUUAAAAGACGACAUGGAUAAAUGUUGCAAAUGUAAAGCACAUAUUUGCAUCUUAUUGUCAUGGAUUUUGUGUUGAAAGCACCGUAAAGAAAUCCAAAUGCAGGAUUAAUGAAUGCCCUUUUUUUUUUUUUGCUUGAUUUUGAAUUAUUGCUAACCAAGCUUUGAACUUCCAUUGUGUCAUAUCUGCUUUUCCAUGCCAGCCAAGCAUGGAUUGUUGAGAUUAUAAAGACUUUCUAAAGCGGAGGGAUUUGUAAUGUGCAAGUACUCAGCUAAUCUGUUGAUAGGAAUACAAAUCACAAAUGUCAUUAAUGUGACUGCUGUAGGGUGGAACCCCUGAAGAUGAAUGGCCCUUAAGUUGUAAAGUUGGGAAUAUAACCAGUAUUGUCUGGAAAAAUGACAGCGUUAAAUUAAAGAUGUUCCACUUUAUUCACCAA
Molecule: messenger RNA, 4451 nt
Organism: Phyllopteryx taeniolatus (common seadragon)
Lineage: Eukaryota; Metazoa; Chordata; Actinopteri; Syngnathiformes; Syngnathidae
Product: activin receptor type-1C
Exons: 9
Coding region: 88-1680 (530 amino acids)
Biological process (GO): activin receptor signaling pathway; cellular response to growth factor stimulus; protein phosphorylation
Cellular component (GO): plasma membrane; activin receptor complex
Molecular function (GO): activin receptor activity, type I; ATP binding
Source: RefSeq, a predicted model, not a curated record